Messenger RNA from Strongylocentrotus purpuratus (purple sea urchin), 1038 nucleotides. Its product is annotated as allatostatin-A receptor-like. Gene Ontology annotation, biological process: G protein-coupled receptor signaling pathway. Gene Ontology annotation, cellular component: membrane. Gene Ontology annotation, molecular function: G protein-coupled receptor activity. Lineage: Eukaryota; Metazoa; Echinodermata; Echinoidea; Camarodonta; Strongylocentrotidae. The transcript has a single exon. Bases 1 to 1038 code for a protein of 345 amino acids. The record is from RefSeq and is a predicted model, not a curated record.
AUGGCUGAAGAAGACGACCUGUUUAAUUCGACAUCUCCACCCGUUGUUGAGUGGACAUGGCGUUCCUUUUCCUGGACCUACUUCGAGGCCCUUCAUCUAGUGUCUGCUGUGAUAGGAAUCAUCGGGAACUUUUUGGUGAUUCAAGUCCUCAAUAGGCGCCGAGCCGCUGAUAGUCGUUCGACGGAUACCCUGAUAGGUGCCCUUGCAGUGGCUGACUUCCUGACGUCGAUUUUCAUCAUUCCUUUGCCCUCGGCAGCGACUGUUCCAACAACUCACCUAGGAAAGCUCUACUGCAAGAUGACACUCCCGGGGUUCUUCCUCUUCGUAUCCUUCACCUCAUCCAUCUACAUCCUAACCACAAUCUCUGUGGAACGGUUCCUGGCCAUCACCUACCCUCUGCGCUUCAAUCAGCUCAUGGUCAAGAAACGGAUCCUUGGUGUCGUCAUCUCCUUAAUCUGGGUCACUUCUAUAGCUGUCUACAUCAUCUUCAUCGCUACAACAAUCAUCGUCGAUCCUGUCAAUCACAGAUGCACAGUCAGCUUUAUAUCUCCAGCCUGGAAAGCAGUCUAUGGCUACUUCAUGUUCAGUUUCCGUCUCUUGUUCCCAUGCAGCGUGAUGCUGGUCACCCAGGUGGCCAUUGUCUGUACCCUGCAGCGAAGUUCUGUUCGUUUCCGGGGCCAGAUGGCCGUGUCGUUCCACGUCAAAGCCCGUAACCGCGUCCUCAAGCUCAUGCUCAUCGUCAUUCUCAUCUACGUCCUCACCUGGGGACCCGGCCAGGUGAGCUUCCUUCUUUACACCAUCGGUGUCUUGCCGCCGUCCUACGUCGGGAGUACCCUCCACACGUCCAUCAUCCUCCUCACGACGUUGAACUCGUGUAUGAACCCCGUGAUCUACAUCGUCUGGUUCGGAGAGUUCCGUGUUGCUUUGAGACAGAUGUUCUCCUGUCAAAAGCAGGAUGCCGCAUCUCCUUUCGGUGAUAAUGUUCUUGAAUCCACGUCGACUACAACAGCUGCACAAAGGUCUGACAGUAAUAUCUAG